AUGACUUCCACGGCAGGGGGCAGCUGCCCCGUGGUUCCUAAGCACAAACACCGCCGCGGCAGCCGCCGCUCCAGCAGCCUGAACACAGACCCCCAGGCCCUGCCAGCCCUCGGGUACUUCCAAACGCUUCCACUAGAGAUCUUCCAAAUGGUGCUGAACUACCUGUCAGUGAGGGACAUCAGCAUGCUGAGCAUGGUGUCGAAAACCAUCAGCCACCACCUUAUUAAUUACAUCUCAACCCCAUCAGGAAACCGAAGGCUCUUAUGGCAAGACUUUCAUAACCAUGGGCUGCCUGACAAGAGAGAAGGAUCCUCUAUUUUAGAGCACUACAAAUCUCUAGGGCUGUUGCUGAAACGAUGCACCUUGCUGCUGCCCACCAAGGACAGGCUGAAGUAUAUCCACAAGAUUCUCUCAGAAGUUUCCUGUUUUAAACUUAUUGGCUGUCCAAGUCCUCUGCAUUGCUUAGGACUGCAGUGCUAUGGGGUGUUUUUACAGAUCCUCACAGCAGGCUGGGAUGAGCUGGAGUGUCACCGGGUUUUCAACUUCCUCUGUGAGCUGAGCAACCUACCCCGCAAGGUGCAGACAGUUGUCAGCAGCAAACCAGGGAGCGCUCGGAAGCUGGAGCUGCGGAUCCGGCUGUACUGCCGGGGGGUGCUGCUCAACCACUGGCUGCACCGCAGCGACUCCGCCUUUUGGCUGACACGGAUCCUCAAGCCGUGGCCCAUCGUCAAUCAAGCUCGGCUGCUGUACAUCAUCUUCGGGCCAGUGUCCUCUCUGGAUGGACACGUGGUUUGGCAGAAGAUGAUAGAAGGCCCAACAGAUGAGAGCAGCCUGAGAGGCCUGGCAGAGGCAAUCAAGCUGCUGUAUGACACAGAGGCUCGAGAGUGGACAGCAGAUGAUGUUAUCAGCCUGGUGGAUGAGCUCUCAGUUGUUCCCCGGGAGUGGCUGGUGGAGAACAAUGCUCGGCUGCUCAUCCUGAGUGGAAACAACAUUUGCUUCACUUUCAUGGCCAGUAAAGCUGUGAAUGGGAGGACUGCAGAGUUAGCCAGGCUCAUGGUCUUCCUGACUUUGGUCUGUGAGAAGGAGCUGUACUGCAUGGACUGGGCAGUGAAAAUGAUGCAGAAGGUCUGCAAAGUGUUCAGCACCCCAGGGGAGAGAAACAACUUCCUGCAGUGUGUGGAGAACACCUUUGCCCACAUGGUCAUAGACAUGCUGCAGGCAGUGCUGUCUGGGGACCGGGACGAGGAGGACAGCAGCUUCUUCACUCUCUUUCACCUGGUGAAUGCACAAGCCAGCUUCCACAAAGAAGUCCUCUACCUGACCAUGAGGAGCACCCCCAGCAGCUCCAGCUGA
This is a messenger RNA of Merops nubicus (carmine bee-eater), 1353 nucleotides long. It is a transcript of the gene FBXO47, whose product is annotated as F-box protein 47. The transcript is spliced from 10 exons. Gene Ontology annotation, molecular function: protein binding. NCBI's taxonomy places the organism in Eukaryota, Metazoa, Chordata, Aves, Coraciiformes, Meropidae. The record is from RefSeq and is a predicted model, not a curated record. The coding region runs from base 1 to 1353 and encodes 450 amino acids.